Molecule: messenger RNA, 1404 nt
Organism: Scleropages formosus (Asian bonytongue)
Lineage: Eukaryota; Metazoa; Chordata; Actinopteri; Osteoglossiformes; Osteoglossidae
Product: thiamine transporter 2-like
Exons: 5
Coding region: 1-1404 (467 amino acids)
Biological process (GO): vitamin transport; transmembrane transport
Cellular component (GO): plasma membrane
Molecular function (GO): vitamin transmembrane transporter activity
Source: RefSeq, a predicted model, not a curated record
AUGAAGUGCUGGAAUUCACAGCAGACCAGCGGCUGGAUGUACCCCACUGUGGUCAUCUGUACUUAUGGAUUCUUCUCUAUGAUGAGGCCAGGAGAACCUUUCCUGACCCCAUUUCUUACUGGGCCCUAUAAAAACAUUAGCAUUUCACAGGUUUCCAGAGAAGUAUAUCCAAUAUGGACGUAUUCCAACCUUGUCCUCUUGGUUCCUGUGUUUUUAGUGACAGACCUCCUGAGAUACAAACCGGUCGUGGUCCUACAAGGCCUGUGCUCCGUAGUUGCCUGGCUUUUGCUCCUUUUCGGCUCAGGAGUCAGAGCUGUGCAGAUUGCCCUCUUUGUCUAUAGCAUCGCUUCAGCAUCCGACGUGGGCUACUACGCCUACAUCUACAGCAUAGUCCACGCAGAGCACUACCAACGGGUGACCAGCUACUGCAGGGGAUCGAUACUUGUUGGAUUCGCAGUGGGUUCCCUGCUGGGUCAGCUCCUCACAUCUUUUGGGGCCACGUCCUUUUAUUGGCUAAAUGUCAUCACCCUGCUUUUCCUCUCCAUAGCACUGCUUUUGUCCUUUCUGCUGCCCAUGCCGCAGAGGAGCUUGCUACUUAAUGAUCUGCAUCCAAAUGGUCCAAACCUAGACAUUUCUUCCGAUUUGGCCAGGCCCUCUCGAUUUUCCGUCUUUACCCUGAGAAGGGUUCGCUGGAGAUAUAUUUUGUGUUCUUGGUCAAAGCUGGUGAAGGAUUGCAAGGAAUGCUACUCGUCAGUGACAAUCCUCUUCCUCUCCUUGUGGUGGUCCAUGGGAAGAUGUGGGUUCUACCAGGUCUCCAACUAUGUGCAGAUUCUGUGGUCUUUGAAAGAGCCCCAUGACAAUUUCACUGCUUACAAUGGCGCUGUGGAUGCCGUGGCAACACUUUCAGGUGCAGCCACCUCCUUCGCAGUAGGUCACAUGACACUGAGUUGGUCCAUGUGGGGCGAACUCGUCCUAGGUGUGUUCUCAGUGGUGACUGCAGGAUCUGUCUACGUGAUGGAUAUCACCAGGAACAUCUGGAUUUGCUAUGCCUCCUAUGUGCUGUUCAAGUCCUCCUACAUGAUGAUGAUAACUAUAUGCACGUUUCAGAUUGCAAAAAAACUGAGUAAGGAAUGUUAUGCUUUGAUGUUCGGAGUAAACACUUUUCUGGCAACAGCCAUACAGACCAUUUUGACAGCAGUUGUGAUUAACACAAAGAGCCUCCAGCUACCACUUACCACCCAGUACUUCAUCUACUCUACCUUCUUUGCAAUCAUUGCUUUCAUUUUCUUGAUAAGAGGAGUGUAUUCCGUGUACCAUGUGAGGCGUUCUUUGUUAGAGGAAAGAUCCCCUGGAGGACAUGUUUGUGACAGAAGCACAGAUCCCCCCAAAAACACUCAGUUCUAA